Messenger RNA from Bombus pascuorum, 1145 nucleotides. It is a transcript of the gene CNPYb, whose product is annotated as protein canopy 4. Bases 303 to 989 code for a protein of 228 amino acids. Gene Ontology annotation, molecular function: signaling receptor binding. The record is from RefSeq and is a predicted model, not a curated record. The transcript is spliced from 5 exons. Gene Ontology annotation, cellular component: endomembrane system. Lineage: Eukaryota; Metazoa; Arthropoda; Insecta; Hymenoptera; Apidae.
CGGUGCUUCAUGGGCACCAACUCAUGUGAAAAAGCCCUUAAGAAACUACUGAAUAAUAAUUUUAAAAUGUUUACGAUGUCCAAGCUUCCGUAAUUGUAAAUGCAAUCAUUAUUCCCGGUCCUUUCAUGUACGUCAUAUAAAAAUUGUUGAUAUAUUUGAUACAAUAUUAAUAAAAGGAAAUACAGGUAUGAGGAAAUGUGAGCUAGAAGUACCAUAGAUGUGAAUGAAUAAUUCGAAUCAUUCCAAAAUCAUACAGUUCCUCUAAAUGAUUAUCAUAGUUUUGUGAACUUACAAUUGUUAUAAUGUAUAUUCUAACGCAAAUAUUUUUGACACAUUUAUUAUUUUCGUAUCUUGUAAUUGGUGGUCCGGAAGAGGAACAAGGUGUUAAAUAUGCAAAUAAAUGCGAAGUUUGCAAAGUUGUGGCUAUCGAAUUAGAAGCUAAAUUAGAUGAAACCGGUAAAACGCACGAUGUACUUGAAAUUGGAUAUUCUGUUGAUGAUGUUUCACCCAAGAGGAAAAAGGAAUACAAAAAAUCAGAAUUACGUUUAGUAGAAAGUAUGGAAAAUCUGUGUGAACGUAUAUUGGAAUAUAAUAUUCAUAAGGAACGUACAGAUAGUACACGAUUUGCCAAGGGAAUGAGUCAAACAUUUAAAACACUUCAUGGACUUGCGCACAAAGGUGUCAAAGUUGAUCUAGGUAUCCCAUAUGAAUUAUGGGAUAAACCAUCUGUUGAAAUUACUACUUUAAAAUCACAAUGUGAAGAUUUGAUUGAAAAUCAUGAGUCUGAUAUUGAAGACUGGUAUCAUAACUAUCAAGGAAAAGUUCCUUUAACUAGGUAUUUGUGUUCAGAAAGAGUAUUAAAGGAUGAUGACGAUUCUUGUCUAAAAGAAAAAGGUGAUACUAGUGGUGAAGUUAAAAAGAAAAAGAAAAAGAAGAUGCAAGUUACAAAAGUUGAAAACAAAGAAAAUGAUGUGAAAGAAGAACUAUAAACUAUUCCAAAAAAUUAUUAUCAUCAUUAUUGCUAUUGCUAUUACUAUAAUUCAUAAGUGAAACACUUUUAAUUCAUAAUAGAAAAAUUAAUGGCAACAUAUAAAAAAGAUAAAGUGACUUAGAAAAUACAAGUAGAAUAAUAUUAUGUAAUAAUA